This is a messenger RNA of Dreissena polymorpha, 5282 nucleotides long. Its product is annotated as multiple epidermal growth factor-like domains protein 10. Gene Ontology annotation, molecular function: scavenger receptor activity; structural constituent of cuticle. Bases 41 to 2626 code for a protein of 861 amino acids. Lineage: Eukaryota; Metazoa; Mollusca; Bivalvia; Myida; Dreissenidae. The transcript is spliced from 22 exons. The record is from RefSeq and is a predicted model, not a curated record.
UCAAUUAACAUUCGCUAAAGUAACAGUUGCUUAUUUAAGAAUGUAUACAAAAGAAAGAAGAGCUUUAGUUGUAUUUGGAUUGAUUCUACAGGCAUGUAAUUGCACAGGUGAAAGUAAAGUUGUACUUCAAGGAGCUACACUGUCGACAAACCAAUCAGUAUAUGAAAAUUGGGUUCUCAACCGAGCCAUCGAUGAAAGCACUGGUUGUACCGCCAUUACAAGGCCGACCUGGUUCCAAUUAAGUCUACCACAAACAUAUUUUGUGAAGCGCAUUGUACUUCAGGGUCGUACCGACGGAGGUUACGAACAGUUUAGGGAAAUUACAUUGUUUGGUGUUAAUGCUGACAAUAACACGGUCGAACAACGGGUCAAAACUUCGUCUAAUAUCCUUCGAACCUACGAGAUAAGUCCGCCACAGGCUAUGCAAGCAAUACGCGUGGUUGGUCACGCGUUGGUUGGGCACCCGUUGUCAAAUUAUAUGACAAUAUGUGAAAUGGAGGUUUACAGACAAGAAGAUUGCCUGAUUGGAACCUACGGACCUAAUUGUGUACAAAGAUGUCAAUGUAUGGAAGGACCUUGUGAAACUGUAACCGGUUACUGUAGAACAGGGUGUCAGAGAGGCUGGAUAGGAGCCGCGUGCAAUCAAACCUGCGACAACGGAUUGUACGGCCAGGGCUGUCUUACACAAUGUGGUCAAUGUCUGAACAACGCUACCUGUAAUAAGACUUCCGGUGUGUGUCCAAAUGGAUGUGCUGCAGGAUACAAUGGUUCUCUCUGCAAAGAAGAAUGUGAUGACGGAUUUCAUGGUCUUGGAUGUCAGAACAAGUGUGGUAAUUGUCAGAACAAGGUGCCCUGCAACACGGUUUCCGGCCUCUGCCCUGGGGAAUGUGAACCCGGAUAUAACGGGACGAUGUGCAAAGACGCCUGCGACAAUGGAUGGUACGGUCAGGGCUGUCUUACACAAUGUGGUCAAUGUCUAAACAACGCUACCUGUAAUAAGACUAACGGAAUGUGUCCAGAAGGAUGUGCUGCAGGAUACAAUGGUUCUCUCUGCAAAGAAAAAUGUGAUGACGGAUUUCAUGGUCUUGGAUGUCAGAACAAGUGUGGUAAUUGUCAGAACAAGGUGCCCUGCAACACGGUUUCCGGCCUCUGCCCUGGGGAAUGUGAACCCGGAUAUAACGGGACGAUGUGCAAAGACGCCUGCGACAACGGAUGGUACGGCCAGGACUGUCUUACCCAAUGUGGUCAUUGUCUUAACAACGCUGCAUGCAAUAAGACUUCCGGUAUGUGUCCAGAUGGAUGUGCCGCAGGAUACAAAGCUACAGAGGAAAAGACGACUAUUGAACUUUCUCAAGGGGAGCUUGUGGGCGUCAUAUGUGCAUCCAUUGUGGCAUGCGUUGUCUGUAGUGUAGUCAUGGCAUUAUGCUUGAGACACAGAAGGCGUCAUCAAACAUCUGCAUCGAAUACAUCGGAAUCAUGUCAAGGAACGGCUGUUUCUGCCUACGACGAAUUGUCGCCAAAAACAAAAGCAACUAGCCACUAUGACACACUGACCAUGACAAUCCCGCCAACGUCUUCCGAAUGCGAACAAACUCCAAAAGCCUUACAGAAAGUUGAGGAAUACGAACGGUUGCAAUUAAACCAAAAAACAGUUGCUGCCACAUACGAAAAGCUGUCGCCAAAUUUAUCCACUGGGGAACAGUACGAACGAUUGGAAACCUCUGCAGUGAAAAAGACGGCUGAUGGACUUUCUCAUGAGGAGAUAGUAAGCAUCUCAUUGGCAGCCAGUGUACCAAUCGUAGUUUCCUGCGACAACGGAUUGUACGGCCAGGGCUGUCUUACACAAUGUGGUCAAUGUCUGAACAACGCUACCUGUAAUAAGACUUCCGGUGUGUGUCCAAAUGGAUGUGCUGCAGGAUACAAUGGUUCUCUCUGCAAAGAAGAAUGUGAUGACGGAUUUCAUGGUCUUGGAUGUCAGAACAAGUGUGGUAAUUGUCAGAACAAGGUGCCCUGCAACACGGUUUCCGGCCUCUGCCCUGGGGAAUGUGAACCCGGAUAUAACGGGACGAUGUGCAAAGACGCCUGCGACAACGGAUGGUACGGCCAGGACUGUCUUACCCAAUGUGGUCAUUGUCUUAACAACGCUGCAUGCAAUAAGACUUCCGGUAUGUGUCCAGAUGGAUGUGCCGCAGGAUACAAAGGUUCUCUCUGCAUUGAUGCUACAGAGGAAAAGACGACUAUUGAACUUUCUCAAGGGGAGCUUGUGGGCGUCAUAUGUGCAUCCAUUGUGGCAUGCGUUGUCUGUAGUGUAGUCAUGGCAUUAUGCUUGAGACACAGAAGGCGUCAUCAAACAUCUGCAUCGAAUACAUCGGAAUCAUGUCAAGGAACGGCUGUUUCUGCCUACGACGAAUUGUCGCCAAAAACAAAAGCAACUAGCCACUAUGACACACUGACCAUGACAAUCCCGCCAACGUCUUCCGAAUGCGAACAAACUCCAAAAGCCUUACAGAAAGUUGAGGAAUACGAACGGUUGCAAUUAAACCAAAAAACAGUUGCUGCCACAUACGAAAAGCUGUCGCCAAAUUUAUCCACUGGGGAACAGUACGAACGAUUGGAAACCUGUUAAUUGUCCGGAAGAGAAAUCACAGUGAAUUAGGAACUAAUCAUAGACCACACGUUCGAUUUGAAAACAAUUGAUUCAAAGAACAAAGCAACGCCCAAUUUUCAGUUAAACUAAAUGGAUGCCGAUAAAUAUGUGUAUUUUCAUAUGAAUAUAUUUUUUGUGGAAUACAGUUUCGUAUAACAUACAUUUAGAAUACAUAUAGGAAUAAUGAUGCUUUAAUGAAUAUGGCUGUUUCAUACAUAUUAAAAUGGCUUGCCGGGAGAAAACGCUGGAACAAUAUUCGUAUAUUUAUGUUUAUAGUUCGGGUCUGUGAAAAAAAGAUUUAUUAACAUUAUCUUAAAUCAGACACCUUUUAUAAACAUAAACUGUAAACUUCGACGCUUCAAGAAAAAAAGCUAAUAUAUAUAUCGCUGAAGUUAAGCUUUGUAUCUAUUUAAAGAUACUAUCUACUUAACUGUGGCCCUUAAAAGGCAACUUAUUUAAACAUGUUGAAUUUGACAAAACUAAUAAUGGCAUAAAAGAACAGACACACCUCUCUAUAAACAAUAAAUAAUUAGUUGAUACAUUCAGACACAAUAAUAGUCGUUUUAUAAAAUGACAACUGUGUAUUUGACCUUUUUAUUUUAACAUUUUAACGUCAUUAUUGUGAGGUUUCUAUAUUAUCCAUAUAUUGGAUGUGGUUAUUUAUCAGACAUGAUAGCACAGUUAGCUUAGGCGAUGUCAAAUGUCAUUUCUUUGUACGGUUCACAAGUCAGAAGUUUGAUGCCCACUGAGUAUUUUACUUGUUCUGACUAUUUGCUGAUUUGUUUAUAUCGAUUGUCAUAUGGUGUUUUACAAUAUUGUAUUAAAUUAAUGAAACAAUCUGGUAAAAUGUCUGAAUAUAUAUAAUAAUGCAUUUCAAUAUUACACCUUUGGAGCAUAAGGUUCAGGGGUCGAUUAUUGAUGUGGACCUACACAUAUGUAUUAAGGUUCAAUAGGUCUAUUAUUAGUUUGGACUUAAAUCUUUUGACAAAUAGACCGAGGGGUACAUCAUUGCCGUGGACUUCGAUCAACAUCUUAAGGAUUCUAUCCUUCGGGUGACCUACAUAUUUUGAUCAUAAUGUCCAUGGUUAGAUCAUUGGUUUUGACGUACACAUGUGGAUCAAAAUGUCCAGGUUUAGACCCUUGGUAUGACCUUACACUUUUUUAUCACCAAGUCCAAGGUUAGAUCAUUGGUUUGUACCUACACAUUUUGACCAAAUAUCCAAAGUAAGAUAAUUGGUUUGGACCUACACAUCUUGAUCAAAAGGUCCCGGGUUAGUUCCUUGGUGUGGAGUAACAUCUUUAGAUCAGAAGGUCCAGGGUUAGAAUUUGCAUGAGGAAGAAAUCAAGCAGUUAUCGCAUUAUCACCCCAGCAAGACAUGGACCUAUUUUCAGGCAACCUGUCGCCUCGUCCUCAGUUUUAUCUAGGAGAGCGCGACCGACUUGCAGUCACUAAAUUCCUCUUUUAAUGACAUAAUGUUGCAUGAAUGAGAACUUCUGUUCCGCAACUUAGUUUUAUGUUUAGUUCUUUAUUAACGUAUGCCUGUCUAUAAUACCUGAUUGAACAAGUUUGUAAUUUAAUUGUUGCAAUAUUCGUAUAUUUUAUGAAGUUAUUUUACUUAUUAAGUUUUGUUUGUUUUGUUUGAUUUAUUGUUUAGCAGUCACAUAAACAACCCAGCUAUGUAAUAUGGAUCUUUUACACUUAUUUUGGCUGCUUCUUCCUGUAUUUUCACAAUGAUGAUCAAAAAUAUUAAAUUUAUGAUGCUAUACCCUUAAAUCUUUUUCAAAAAAGAAGGGAUGUAGUUGACACUUGUUCAUUUAAUCGUGUCUCAUACAGUUGUUGCUCUGGUCUUCUUCUCACCAUUGAGAAAUUAAAUUGUAAUUAAACUGAAUGCGUUUUAAUUCUCCUUUAUUAUUGUUUAAUUUGAUUUACAAUACUAUUUAGGCUAAUUUUUAUUUAAGUUUAUAUGUACCAUGAAUAUUGCUGGGCCAAGUUUGAAGUUGACCGCUCUUAAACCGGUUUAAACCCUCAAUGCUUUGAAUUGACCGUUCAAAGGCGGUGACCCCAGCCUUAUUCAUCUAUGUUUGUAUGUUGUUUCAUAUUGUGCUGUUUCGUACUGUUUUUGAAAUUGGUCACUUGCCUUAAAUAAAGGGCCAUCUAAAUGUAUAUAAUAAUAAUGCUACACGUCUCCAGCAGUUUGAGUUUCACUUCUUUAUAUUGCACUGUCAUGCCUUUAUCACGCGAAACUGUAAUAUCGUCCGCAACGUUCUAAGCAUACUUAGUAUACAGUGUAGUAGAUGUUUGCUAACCUUGGUCUUGUGAUUUGUUAGUACGGCAAUAUACUGAACGUACAUGAAACAAUUUUCGUAUGAAGUUUAAAAACUAUAUACAUAGUAAGGGAGUUUUCGUAUUUAAUGAUCUUGUCGUCAUUAACAAUAUAAAAAAACACAUGAAUCCCUAAUCUUGAUUUUUGUUUAACUGUUAAUUUGUCCCAAUAAUAUGCCCCAAGUUCGAAACUGGAUCAUGUGCGGUCAAUAACUUGGCCAUAAGUUGAAACUGAAGAGAAAGCAUUUAAAACUCUUAAGGUAUCAUUAUUUUCUAUGUAUCAUAAAUCUUUAUCAACCCAUUUGUUAUACA